UUCCCUGUAUCCGUCAAGUCGGAAAAGCUGAAAAGGAUUUGUUAAUCUGGAUCAGUGCAGAAGGGUUUUCUUACAAGGCACAAGUGUGGGCUUCUGCAUCACUUUGAGGUGAAGGGGAGAAAGGAAUGAAACACCUGGCAAUGGCUGUCCGCCUGCUCCUGGCUUUUUUCUUUUCCUUUAGUACAGCUCUUCAAGUGCCCGAUAGUGGAAAAUUUCUAAUCUAUAAUGAAGACAGCAAGCUCUGUGCCCAAGCUCAGAACACUAGCUCGGUCAUAACGGCCACUUGUGAUGAGCACAACGAGUUCCAGCAGUUCCGGUGGAUCUCUGCCAUGCAGCUGCUCAGCAUGGGGAUGAAGCUGUGCCUGGGAGCACUUGCCAAGGAUGACGAGGUUGCCGUCACAUUGGAAACCUGCAACAGGACGAAUGAGCUUCAGCAGUGGGGAUGUAGAAAUGAAACCCUUGCAAUUAAAGGCACUGAUUUAUUUCUCAACUAUGGCAAAGGGAAGGGGAAGAAAAUCAGGCUGUCCAAAGGAACAGGCAAAGGGAGCAGGUGGAAAAUCCAUGGAACCGCAAACGCUGUGUGCUCCCAGCACUACGAGGAUAUGUAUACACUGGGAGGAAAUACUUUUGGUGCUCCUUGUGUGUUCCCUUUCAAGUUCAAUGGUAAAUGGUACGCAGAGUGCAUCGCUCAGAGUGGUGACGCAGACUCUCUCUGGUGUGCAACUUCUUCAGAUUUUGAUAAAGACCAACGUUUUGGAUAUUGCCCAUUAAAAGACACCAUCCACAAAGACUUCUGGAAAACAAAUCCUUUGACAGGAACCUACUAUCAGAUAAACACAAACUCACUGCUGACAUGGCACCAAGCAAAGAAAAGCUGCCAGCAGCAGAAUGCAGAAUUAUUAAGUGUCACGGACCUUCAUGAAGAAAUGUUUUUAUUAGGGCUCACUAAUGAUCUGGGUUUCAAUGCCAAACUCUGGACUGGUCUUGUCAACAGACUUAAUGGUGGCUGGGAAUGGACUGGGGGUAGUCCUUUCAGAUAUCUAAACUGGGCUCCAGGAAAUCCCUCUGUGGAACCUAUAAAAAUGUGUGGGACAUUCCAAGGCAGGAAUGGCAAAUGGGAAAACCUGGCAUGUGAUCAGAAACUGGGAUAUAUUUGCCAAAAGAGAAACUCCACCGUGGAUUCCUCCACUAUUGCCUCAGGUGACAUAAAGCCUGUUAAGUGCCCCAGAGAAUGGGUAGCCUAUGUAGGUCAUUGCUAUAGAAUUUACAGAACACCCAAAAUAUGGAAACAAGCCCAGUCAUCUUGCAGAAAAGAAGAUGGAGACCUGACGAGUAUUCAUAAUAUUGAGGAGUACAGUUUUAUAGUGUCUCAGCUUGGGUACAAGCCAGAUGAUGAGCUGUGGAUUGGUCUAAAUGACUUCAGGUUUCAAAUGUAUUUUGAAUGGAGUGAUGGGACACCUGUGACGUACACCAAAUGGCAUCACAACCAGCCGACCCAUACACGCAAUAAGGCAGACUGCGUUGUUAUGAAUGGAGAGGAUGGAGCUUGGGCUGACAGUGCUUGUGAAACAAAGCUUGGUUACAUCUGUAAAAGAAAACCUUUGGCAGAAGAAUCAGGGGAAGCUGAGGUUACUUACCCGGGCUGCCAGAAAGGCUGGAUGAAGCAUGGCUUUUACUGUUACUCCACUGGGCAGUUACCAGCAACAUUUUCAGAAGCAAAACAAAUCUGUGAAGAAAAUAAAGCUCACCUGGCUACUGUGACCGACAGAUAUGAACAGGCUUUUUUGACUUCUGUAAUUGGAUUUAAUCCAGCAAAACAUUUCUGGAUUGGCCUCUCAGACACGGAAGAAGAGGGGACAUUCAAGUGGGCUAGUGGGGAUGCGGUCAUCUUCACCCACUGGAACGUAGGGAUGCCAGGAAGGGAGCCAGGCUGCGUGGCCAUGAGAACAGGAACUUCAGCUGGAUUAUGGGAUAUUCUCAACUGUGAAGAAAAAAAUAUGUUUCUGUGCAAGCAGCUGGUGGAGGGUGUGACCCCCCCACCCCCUCCAACGAAUCCCCCACUCCCGUCCUGCCUGGAGGGAUGGCAUUCUGUUCCUCAGAGCAGCUUUUGCUUCAAAAUUUUUCAGAGAGGAAGGGAGAAGAUGGAAACAUGGCUUGGAGCAAGAGAUUUUUGCAGAGCCAUUGGAGGAGAUCUGGCAUGUAUUCACAGUGAAGAAGAACAAAACCUAAUAGCGGGCAUGAAGAGAGAUUAUCUUCACAUGUCUUACUGGAUGGGUUUAAGUGCUUUGGACUCUGAUGGAGGAUUUACAUGGAGUGACGGCUCACCAGUAAAUUUUGAAAAAUGGGCGAAUGGAGAACCAAACAAUUACGAUGGAAAUGAAAAAUGUGGAGUGUUUAAUGGCUACAAUGAUAUGAACUGGAAUGAUUUAUUUUGUGAACAUAUGCAGGACUAUGUUUGCCAAAUAAAAAAAGGAGCAUCAUUGAAACCAGAGCCUACGUACACAUUUGAUUAUGAAUAUAUUGUUAGUGAAGAUGACUGGAUAAUAUAUAAUCAUAAGGAAUACUACUUUAGCAAGGAAGCAAUGGCAAUGGAAAAAGCGAGGGACUACUGCAAGAAGAAUGGUGGUGAUCUUGCCAUCAUUGAGGGUGAAAGUGAAAGAACAUUUCUUUGGAAAUAUAUUUUCUAUAAAGAUUGGGGAAAUAACUUCUAUAUUGGCUUAAGUGUGAGCCUUGAUAAGACAUUCCGAUGGAUGGAUGGAACUCCUGUCAACUAUGUUGCCUGGGCUCCAAAUGAACCCAACUUUGCAAAUAAUGAUGAAAACUGUGUGGUUAUGUAUACCCAAACAGGUACGUGGAAUGAUCUCAACUGUGGCAGUGUUGAAUUAUUCAUCUGUGAAAGGCUUAACAGAACUGUUCGCCCAACUAUUGCUCCCACCACACCACCACCAAAGGGUGGGUGUCCAGAAGACUGGCUUCUCUUUGAUAACAAGUGUUUCAAAAUAUUCGGCCUUGAUGAAAAUGAUACACUGACGUGGCACGCUGCACGGAACAAUUGUAUUAAUUUUGGAGGAAACCUGGCUACUAUUUCAAAAAAGGAAACACAAGCUUUCCUCAUGUCCCUCUUAAAAAAUGCUGCAACUGAUGCCUGGGUUGGACUGAAUGACAUAAAUCAGGAGCAUGUUUACUUAUGGACAGAUGGAAGCCCAGUUUACUACACAAAUUGGGCAAAAGGUUCCCGAAGUUAUUAUAGUAAGGAUGACUGUGUCUAUAUGAUAAAGAACCCUAUUGAACAGGCAGGGAAAUGGAAAGAUGAAGAAUGUAAAGCAAGCAAAAGCUACAUAUGCCAGAAAAACACUGACCCUAACCUGCAAAAUUCCCAACCCACGGUCCCGAUGUUCGGCUUUAACAAUUAUGGUGAUGACCGCUAUGCAGUCAUCAACUACAAAAUGAGCUGGGAAGAGGCACAGAAGAACUGCAGAGACCAAUAUGCAGAACUUGCCAGCAUUCUGGAUCCUUAUGCUGAAUCCUACCUGUGGUUACAAAUAUUAAAGCAUGGGGAGCCUGUAUGGAUUGGUCUUAACAGCAACACAACUCGUGGCCGUUACAUGUGGUCAGAUAGAAGGAGGAGCAGGUAUUAUAACUGGGCCAGUGGAGAGCCAAAUAAAAACACGGCCUGUGCCUAUCUAGAUCUGGACGGUUUUUGGAAGACAACAUCUUGCAAUGAAACAUUUUUAUCUCUCUGUAAACAAUCUGACGAGUUAAUCCCUAGUGAACCACCACAGCUUCCUGGAAAGUGUCCUGAACCGAAGCGUGGUAGAUCUUGGAUUCCCUUCCGUGGCCAUUGCUACUAUGUUCACACCACUUCUGAAGAAAGCUGGCCUGAUGCUUCCAUGAUGUGUAUUCAGAUGGGUGCUUCUCUGGUUUCCAUAGAAGAUCCAGCUGAACUGAACUUCCUUUUACUUUACUUGUCUCCACUUGCAAGUGACUUCAGAAGGUUUUGGAUAGGAUUAUUCAAAAAUAUUGAUGGGGAAUGGUUAUGGGCAGACAGAAGUGUGGUAGAAUAUGUCAACUGGGAGAAAGGAGAGCCUACAGUAAUUUUUGAUGAACACUGUGUUGACAUGGAUGUCUCAAGUGGAGCCUGGAGGAACUAUUACUGCUCUGUUGACCAGAAUUUCAUUUGCAAAAUCCCCAAAAUUAUUGAAGUUGAACCAACCCAUGAUUCAUCUGUCAAUAAAGCAUCAAAAAGAGAAGCUGCUGCUUCAUCCUCACAUAGUUUAAGUGUGAUGAUUGUUAUACUGAUCUUCCUACUGCUAGCAGGAACUGGCCUUACAGUCUAUUUUUUCUAUAAGAAAAGACAUGAACAGAAAACAAUUACAGCCAGUUUUGACAAUGCUAUAUACUGUGGUGAUACUGACCCUGGAACUCAUGAAUCAAGGUGCCUUGUGACCAAUAUUGAAGAAAAUGAACAGGCAACGGUUUAAUAAUCAGGUCAAACUUGGAAAUGAAUUACUGUUUCAUACUAAGGACUGAUUUGGAAAUGAAUUAAAGCACUGGAAUAUCAGAAUUCUUAAGUUAAAGUGAUUUUCUUCUUUGGAAACUCUAGUUCAUUUUGCACAGGUUGCUUCUUGCCUUAUGUACUAGCAGAACUAAGCAAUCUUGCAACACUCCGGAUCUGCUCACAGACAGCAUUACCUGGCAGGACAUGCUUAUGACCCUGGAGCUACACUGUGUAAAGGAACACUUGGGCUGUUCCAGUCUGUAUGGGUCCUGCAUCACUUUUGGGCAUGAAGAGAACCAUACUCAUCGCAGGCAAUUGUGAGAAUAAAUGUCUUAACAUUCUCCAAAAAGUAUAUCCAGAUCUGUAGGAAUCCUGAAAAUGCCUCUACUGAUCUCCACUGACUGAUCACAGACUGGCAGAAUUGCAUGGGUCGGAUGGGACCUUGCAGCUCACUUCAUGCACAUCCCUGCUUGAAGCAGGACCAGCUCCCUGCCCCAGCUAGGCGGUCAGCUCCCAUGCUUAUCCACACUCUUGGUGAAGAUUGCUUUCCUUAUACUACAUUUGAAUUUCCCUUGCCUUCCCAAUUUUGCACAGCAAAAGACUGCACACCUCUGAGAAAAUUUUGGUUGCAUCUUUUCUCUAACCGACUUGUAGUUGAAUACAAGACUUAGGUCUCCCCUUAAUUUAUUCUCUCUGCUCUUUCAGAUUCUUAUUGUAACCACAUGCACAUAUAUCAAGUCCCCUACUCCUUUCAGUGGCCCGUGGCUAGACCCUUCAUUUUUCCACCAUCCAGUUCCAGCACUUACUUAUACAUACUUGGGGGUAUAACUUACUAGUUAUACCCCCACAGGUGAAGCUAGACUUGAAAUCAUUGACAAUAUAUUACUCUUUAGACCUGCUGGGCCAAGCAGUUUUUCACCCACCUUGCCGUAGACCAACUAUAUUAAGAGAGGAUUUUGAAAGUCCUGCUAAGAUCAAGGUAAAUGACAUCCACUACUUACUCCCUUCUCUGGUGACUGCAAGACAAUAAUUUUGUCAUAGGAAGUAAUUGGUUUGGCCAGGCAUAAUUUGCCCUUUAUAAAUGUGUUCUGGCUGUUCCCAGUCACCCUUUUUUGUCUAUUUUGUUCCUGGAAAUCGUUUCCAAGAGAAUUGUUCCAUAAUCUUCCCAAGGACUGAGAAGAGGCUGCCUGCAUUUUUGCUCCCAAAUCCUCCAUCAUUCCUGUUUUGAAGGUAUGACAUCUGACUUUUCCAGUCACAGGUGCAUUUUUUUCCAGGUGAAUCCUGCAGUCACUGUGAUGUGUCAGAAGUGACAGAGUGCAGAAUCCCAGUGACCACAGACAACUCCCUCAGUACCCUCAGAUACAUUCCGUCAGGUCCCGUGGACAUCUAUAGGUACAGCUAACCUUAUUCCUAACUCAAUCCUUCUGCACCAUGGGUUGUACUGUUCUUCCCUAACAGCUGCUGCUAAAUGCAGAGACCUGGGAAGUGUGAGAAAUGGUUGAUAGCAUUGAAUACCUCAGCCCUAUGUCUUGUAGGUCUCCUAACACAUUCAGCUGUGGGCCUGCAUCUUCCUUUUGCAGCUGAGGUACCCACAGAAAUCCUUUGUUACCCUUCAUAUUCCUGGCUAGUCUGAACCCCAGCUGAACUUUGCCUUUCCACAUUCUGUCCCAGUGUGCCCAGGACACGUCCCUCUUUGCAUGCUGGGUAGCUUGUUGCCUUUUUCACUUUCCUUACACUUUGAGCUUUUUGAGUUUCCAAUCAAUCAGAAAUUCCCCAUGGGGCUAGGCCUGCUUGCUGCCCUGCCUACUUCGUGUCUUGCAUAUUGGGAGAAACCAUUCUUGAGCUUUAAGGAGGUUGUCCUUGAAGAUGGAAAAGCUGUCCUCGGAUCCUUGGCCUUUCAAUAACCUCGUGCAGACUUGAUUUUUCUUUGGAUCAAUGUCGUAUAAAUUCAGGUCAGAAAGUUCCAAAAUACAGAUAGCAUGCAUUCUCAUACUGGGAUAUUUAAUUCUACAGCACAUACCUGUAGUAUGGGAAUGAUGCAAUACUUCCGAGUAUCUCAUCACAAAAGUAUUAUUAAAUCUAAUUCUGUCAGUCUUUUGUAAAAUUUCAGUCUUAUCUGAAUAAACACGUUUUCCCUUUAUGACUUAUAUAAGCAUUGAAAGAUCAGCUAUAAGAGGUAUGAGUGUACUGUGAAUAGAAAUAUGUUCUCGUUUAAAUAACAGAAUAGGAAUUUCAAAGAAAAGAGAGAGAAUGAGCAGGAUACUUAAUACACAGCUGACAAAAUUGUGUAAAAUUUAUCAGUGAACUCUCCAAUACCAGUGAAGAUUUUGUACCUUUUUAGGCCAUUUUUUUUUUUUUUUCAAAGUCUAAUGAAGCUUGUUAUUAGAAAGGCUUUUGUAAUUUCUAACUGAGUUUUCUCUGUCAAAUCUGUUUCAGUCCUGUAAAUUUCAUUCCAGACUUCCAUCAGGACUGAGCUGAUAGCACUGCAUUUUAUCCAAGUGUAUCCUCUGUGUUCAGAAAGCUU
This is a messenger RNA of Oxyura jamaicensis (ruddy duck), 7022 nucleotides long. RefSeq names its product macrophage mannose receptor 1-like. The transcript has 30 exons. The coding region runs from base 126 to 4481 and encodes 1451 amino acids. NCBI's taxonomy places the organism in Eukaryota, Metazoa, Chordata, Aves, Anseriformes, Anatidae. Gene Ontology annotation, molecular function: signaling receptor activity. The record is from RefSeq and is a predicted model, not a curated record.